Molecule: messenger RNA, 2574 nt
Organism: Neopsephotus bourkii (Bourke's parrot)
Lineage: Eukaryota; Metazoa; Chordata; Aves; Psittaciformes; Psittacidae
Gene: PHAX
Product: phosphorylated adaptor for RNA export
Exons: 5
Coding region: 80-1279 (399 amino acids)
Biological process (GO): snRNA export from nucleus
Cellular component (GO): nucleus
Source: RefSeq, a predicted model, not a curated record
CCUAUUGGUGGGAGGGAGGUGCCACGGCUGCGCCCGCACCGUUUUUCUCGGCUUGUCGGCGCGCUUCGGCGUCGUUGAGAUGGCGCUGGAGGUGCGGAGCAUGGAAGGCGAUGUGGAGGACGGCGAGCUCUGCAACUCGGACUCCGACAUGCCUGGCGUCGGCUCCCCCGGGCACCCGCAGCAGAAUUCACUUGAUGGCAAUGAUUUGGGCAAACCAUUCCAGAGCAGCAUUUCAUCAUGUGCACCAAGUGUUCCUUACCGAACAACCACAAGUGUAGAUUCAAGUGAUGAAAGCUUUUCUGAAUCUGAUGAUGACAGCUGUCUGUGGAAACGAAAACGACAAAAGUGUUUCAACUUCCCUCCUGCUAAAUCUCAGCCUUUUCAGUUUAGCCAGAGCCACCAAAAACAAACUGCUGUAGGUGGCAAGAAGGUCAACAACAUUUGGGGUAUGGUGCUCCAGGAGCAGAGUCAGGAUGCAGUGGCUAAUGAGCUUGGAAUUCUAGGCAUGGAUGGUAGUAUUGACAGAAGCAGGCAGUCUGAGACUUACAAUUAUUUACUGGCUAAAAAGCUGAUGAAGGAAGCUAAGCAAAAGGAGGCAGAGACUUUAGAUAAAGAACUGGAUGAAUACAUGCACGAUGAUAAGAAAACAUUGCCAGCAGAAGAAGAAAAUGGACACGGCUCUGUUAGACGGAAGCGAACUCUGAAAGAUAGACUAGGUGAAAGACAAGAAAUGAAAUAUAAAGGAAGGUAUGAGAUAACAGAAGAAGAUUCAGAGGAAAAAGUGGCAGAUGAAAUCGCUUAUCGCCUUUGUGAGCCAAAGAAAGAUUUAAUUGCCCGGGUAGUGAAAAUAAUUGGGAAGAGGAAAGCUAUUGAACUGCUUAUGGAAACAUCUGAAGUGGAACAAAAUGGUGGACUGUUCAUAGUGAAUGGCACUCGGAGGAGAACACCAGGGGGCGUUUAUUUAAACCUGCUGAAGAACACACCUAGUAUCAAAGAAGAGCAAAUCAAGGAAAUAUUCUACCUGGAGAACCAAAAGGAGUAUGAAAACAAAAAAGCUGCUAAGAAGAGGAGAAUACAAGUUCUAGGAAAGAAGAUGAAAAAAGCCAUAAGAGGGCUCAACCUGCAAGAAUAUGAUGACGCAUCUCGUGAGACUUUCGCUAGCGAUACGACCGAAGCUCUGGCUUCCCUGGAUGAUCUACAGGAGGGGCAUCACGAAGCAAAGAUGGACCCUGAAGAUAUUAUUGAAAUUGAUAAUGCUCAUGAUUUGGAGAUCUUCUAGUUACUAAUGUUCUUGAUAACAAAGUCUCUGUAAAACAUGUUAAAUUAGCUCAUUUAUAAUCCCAUGAUUUCUUUUCAUAACCUGCAAAAACAUACGAAAUAUUAGGUGCUGAACAACAUCUAAUAAUUCUUAGCUGAAUUCUACAGCAUGGAAGAUUCAAAUUGUCCUAUUAUUUGUUUGCUGAGUCCUCAAAAUGAUUUCAAAAUUUUUCUAGGUAACAGCUCUGCAUCACCAUGUUUCUUCCUUAGGAAAUUCUUGGUCACAUGUUAGCUAUGUUUUAGAUUAAAAUCAGAGUUAAAGCUAUGCUUUAAUCAGAUACAUCAAUUUUAAUUUGUUGACACUGUCAAAGUCAUGAAGUGAGCAAUGCUCCUUGAUACAGUUGAACAGGAAAAUCCAGUAUAAAGUUAGUCUUGAUAGAAAAGAUCUUGUGUGCCUAUAUGCAGUAUGUUGGGAAGAAUACCAGAGUUUAUAGAAUUAAAGACCUGGAAAAACAGAUUGUUUCUUAAAAGUCACUGACCAUUAAAAUUGUUUGUUUCACAAACCAAUCUUGUAAAUAAGCACUGUUGAGCAGUAUAUGUUUGAAAUUUCUGCAGCGGUUUAAUCCUUUUUAUUAUAAUAGUAGCUUGAGCUUUCUACUUGUUCUGUCUAGACUUUUUCCAUGACUAGACACACACACAUCUUCAAUCUUUUUGUUUGAAAACAAAUACAACUGGAUGCUUUCUGAGCAGUGAGGUUUUACUAAGCUGUGUUUCCCUCAAUGGUCUGUAGACUCCACAUGCAAGUAUAAACCUAUUAACUUGCAGUUCUUGUUUCCAUGCUUCUCACUUGAGCAGUACAAUAUUGUGCAUCUUGCAGAAGUUCUCAAGUUUUUAGUAGCAGAUGAUGAGUUGUUUGUUUUGGUUUUUUUUUUUUACCUUGAUGCAGAAGAUUGGUUUCUAAGUUUGAUUGAAGACAACUCCUGUGUUGAAUGUCAUUUUGAAUAUAGCUGAAAAACAAGUGCAACACUGAUACGUGUGGUAUCUAAAACUCUCACUAAUAAGUUGUGCUCUCUCUGAUUAGACACUUUUCCAGCAUAAAAUAUUUCUGAAGUAUGACUGAAUUCACUUUAAAACCUGUCAACAAACAUCUGUAUGUUAAUUUUGUUAACCAGGAGUCCUUGGACUUUAGAAGCAAACCGUAUCACUGAAACACAUAGUGAAGUUAUAAUGAACAAUUCAUUACUGUCAAGGACUCUUAAUCAUAUAGCACAUUCCAUUCUAUGCUUCACUGAAUUUAAUUAAAUAUUGAUUAAAGAA